AAUUUGACCAGUGUGUACUCUCGCAACACAAACACACAUGCUCACACACACCUGGGCGUGGACGCUCUCCUGCGUGAACAAACUCAGGUAAGUGAAGCAGCUGCCAAAGCGACCGGACGAUCAGGCUGCAUCCUGGACCUGAAGACGACAAAGUACGAGUAUGAGGUUUUGGAAGGGAUGAACACAGAGGACCAGCAUGCCCACAGUCCAGAACAACCAAAGUCCAGGUCCGGUCCUGAAUGCCUCAGCCUGUCUCGCUGCGCCUCCUGCUACAACCAGCGGAGGAGCUCCAGGCUUUGGUGCCAGAGCAACGGCGAGUCCAGCUCUUCGGCCGAAGACUCUGGACCAGAGACGGACUGCGAGUCAGAAACCGAAUCGAGCAGCAGCUGCUCUGUGAAGGCUUCUUCUGAAAUACUCGAGGAGCCUGAAACAGAGAAGCUCCUUCCUGCAUCUGAAGGUGGAGGAAAAGAUGGUGAUGGACGAGAGGAGACGGAGGAGACGGUGGACAGUCAGGAAGAUCAAAGCAGGUUGAAGACACGAAGACUCUCAUUUGUCAAGUCUUACUCCCUGCCCACCCACCUUCCUCCUCGCCUCACCCCCCUGGCCCUGCUGCCCCGCCCUCACACCGUCGUCUCCACCCUCCACCUGCAGGUGUUAUCCCAGAGUGAUGAUGGUGACUCCUUCUACACCUUUAAACAACACGAGAACACAGAGGCAGGAACUGCAGGAGGGCAGGGAGGAGUCAACGAUGUGCCGCCUCCACAGAUAUCACGACCAUCAUUACAGCAACACCACCUGUCACACCAGCACCAACCACACCACCUGUCACACCAGCACCAACCACACCACCUGUCACACCAGCACCAACCACAGGAGGUGUCGCACCAGCACCAACCACACCACCUGUCACACCAGCACCAACCACACCACCUGUCACACCAGCACCAACCACACGAGGUGUCGCACCAGCACCAACCACACCACCUGUCACACCAGCACCAACCACACGAGGUGUCACACCAGCACCAACCACACCACCUGUCACACCAGCACCAACCACACCACCUGUCACACCAGCACCAACCACAGGAGGUGUCGCACCAGCACCAACCACACCACCUGUCACACCAGCACCAACCACACGAGGUGUCGCACCAGCACCAACCACAACACCUGUCACACCAGCACCAUCAGCCUCAGCAUGUUCCUGCUGUCUUAGCUCAGGGUGAAAGGCUGCCACCACCCCUGCACACCCCUCCGGUGUUACCCCCACCUCAGACAUACCCACCUGCACCACCAUACUGGUACUGGUACGGUAUGUACUUUCCUCACUCUCCAUACUGGACUCAUUACGGAUAA
Molecule: messenger RNA, 1359 nt
Organism: Scatophagus argus
Lineage: Eukaryota; Metazoa; Chordata; Actinopteri; Scatophagidae
Product: LIM domain-containing protein A-like
Exons: 3
Coding region: 178-1359 (393 amino acids)
Source: RefSeq, a predicted model, not a curated record